CCAGGAAGUAGUCUAGAUGGUGUCUGAGAUGGGACAUUUUCCACGUUUGAACAGAGAAUGUCCGUAGACGGGCUCUGGUUUGAAUUACUUUUGUAUUCUCAUAAUAUUUACGUACGUUUCUGGAUGUGCAUGCGUUGUUUGAAGGACCAACUACGUCCAUAAUUUCGAACGAUUACUACGAAACGCCUUUUUCGUUUGCGGAAAACAAACAGGAAUAAUUGAUUCAUUUACCUGUGGUUGUGCUGCCAAAUUGUAAUGGUACCUAUGAUCUUAAAUUAAACUAGUUCGAAAUGGAAGACGACGCACCUGUUAUUUAUGGUCUUGAGUUUCAGGCCCGGGCGCUGACAGCACAGACAGCUGAGACAGAUGCCAUAAGAUUCCUCGUGGGCACACAGUCACUCAAAUUUGACAAUCAGAUCCACAUCAUUGACUUUGAUGAUGAGAAUAACAUCAUUAAUAAGAGCGUCCUCGUGCACCCUGCCGGGGAGAUAUGGCACAUCAGCGCCAGUCCUGCCGACAAAAGUGUGCUGACGACGUGCUACAACAAGACCAGCGAGAGCCGGGUGGUAACGUGUGCAGCCGUGUGGAGGAUGCCCCCGGAAUGGGAAUCAGGCAGCCAUGAGUCCCCCGACGAUUCAUCAAACAACCCACAGACCCUGGAGCUCCUCUGUCACCUUGACAACACAGCCCACGGCAACAUGGCCUGUGUGUUAUGGGAGCCCAUGGGCGACGGCAGUCGUGUGAUCUCUCUGGCCGAUAACCACGCGGUGCUGUGGGACCUUCAGGAGAGCUCCACCAAAGCCGCGGUUUCCAGCAGUGCCACCCUGGAGGGGAAAGGGCAGCUGAAGUUCACUUCGGGCAAGUGGAGCCCGCACCACAACUGCACCCAGCUGGCCACGGCCAACGACACGGCCAUCCGCGGCUGGGAUCUGCGGAGCAUGAGUCAGAUCUACUGUAUUGAGAAUGCCCACGGGCAGCUGGUGCGAGACCUGGACUUCAAUCCCAACAAGCAGUACUAUCUAGCCAGCUGUGGGGACGACUGUAAGGUCAAGUUCUGGGACGUGAGGAAUGUCAACGAACCAGUGAAGAGCCUGGAAGAGCACUCACACUGGGUGUGGAGCGUCAGGUACAACCACUCCCACGACCAGCUGCUACUGACGGGCAGCAGCGACAGCCGGGUCAUCCUGUCCAACAUGGUGUCCAUCUCCUCCGAGCCCUUCGGCCACCUGGUGGACGACGAUGACCUCAGCGACGGCGAGGACGGCCACCAGGAGGAAAACAGGGAGCCGCUACAGGACAGCAUCAUCGCCACAUAUGAGGAGCAUGAGGACAGCGUGUACGCGCUGGAGUGGUCGUCCGCCGACCCCUGGCUCUUCGCCUCGCUCAGCUACGACGGACGCCUGGUCAUCAACAGGGUCCCCCGGGCCCUCAAGUACCGCAUCCUGCUGUAAUGGGAGAGAGGGAGAGGGGGAGAGAGAAAGAGAGAGGGGGGAGAGAGAGAGAGAGAAGGAGAUGGUGGGGAGAGAAAGAGGGAGAGAGAGAGGGAGGGAGAGAGAGAGAGAGAGGGAGAUGGGAGUAAGAGUAAAAGAUGAAGAGCAAAUGAGUUUGUUUAAGUGGGAGGGAGGGAUGGAGGGUAUGUCUCUGCGACAGAAAAACACUGCAGACUAGAAAGACAACCGAGACAAAGAAGAUGGAAGAGUGUUGUAGUGAGGGAGAGGGAAAGGAGGAGAACAGAGGGAGAGCCACACACACACACACACACACACACACACACACACACACACACACACACAAAGACA
Alosa alosa (allis shad) is the source of this 1799-nucleotide messenger RNA. It is a transcript of the gene eipr1, whose product is annotated as EARP complex and GARP complex interacting protein 1. Bases 291 to 1451 code for a protein of 386 amino acids. The transcript is spliced from 9 exons. Gene Ontology annotation, biological process: protein ubiquitination. NCBI's taxonomy places the organism in Eukaryota, Metazoa, Chordata, Actinopteri, Clupeiformes, Clupeidae. The record is from RefSeq and is a predicted model, not a curated record. Gene Ontology annotation, molecular function: protein binding.